AUUGUUUAUAUUUUCUCAAGUAACGAGUGAAUAUAUUAUAUAAUACAUUGAGAUAUCUGAAGUCAAGAGUAUUAAAAAUGUUAAACCACAGUAUAAGAUCUUGUAAGAGGAUGAGUUUAUCUACAUUGGUACAUGGGAACCUGAAAUAUUUCUCAAAUUACACACAUCAGUUGAAAUGGUGUUUAUGUGGUCAAAUCAGAAGUAGUCCGCAGAAGCAAAUGUUAAAGAAUAUCAGAGUAUACUCAAUGCACAGCGAUCAAAGGCGACAGAGAAUUGUAAUGGAAACCUCUACACCAAAGAUAGUUAUAAAUAAAAAUAAAUUAGACAAAACAGAGAGUAUAGAAAUUUCCACUAAGAAUGUUUUUCGAGAGAAGGUUGAUCCAUAUAUUAAGCUGGCAAGGUGGGACAGGCCUAUUGGUGUAUACCUGCUCUACUGGCCAUGCUCCUGGUCAAUAGCUCUAGCCUCAAUCCCUGGUACCGUUCCUCUGACCACUAGUCUGCAAACAGCUGGCCUGUUCCUUGUGGGCGCGGGACUGAUGAGAGGUGCAGGUUGCACCAUCAAUGAUCUCUGGGAUAAGGAUAUAGACGCACAGGUUGAAAGAACCAAAGACAGACCGCUAGUGUCUGGGGCGAUAUCACAGAAGCAGGCGGUAGGUUUCCUGGCGGCGCAACUCAGCUUAGCUCUGGGAGUCCUCCUUCAGUUGAACUGCUACAGUGUUGUACUCGGAGCGAGUAGUAUGUUAUUAGUAGUGACGUAUCCGCUAGCCAAGAGGUUCACAAACUACCCUCAGAUAUUUCUGGGCGCGACGUUCAACUGGGGGGCGCUGCUCGGCUACACGGCCAUCGCGGGCCAACUCAACCCAUGGAUCUGCGGGCCACUGUACAUGUCAGCACUAGCGUGGACAGUUGUGUAUGAUACGAUAUACGCACACCAAGAUAAAAACGACGAUGCGAGAAUAGGGAUGAAAUCGACGGCCCUCACGUUCGGGGAGCACACGAAGCCAGCGCUGUCUGCAGCAUUAAGUUGCAGUGUUCUCGGCCUGGCGGUAGCGGGCUACAACGCUCACUUGGAAGUGCCAUAUUAUAUAGCUCUAGCUGCAUAUGCUGCACAUGCUGGGAGACAGAUCUACACAUUAAACCCUGACAAUCCAGACGACUGCGCUAAAAAGUUCAAGUCCAACUCUUUAGUUGGUUUGAUUAUUCUACUCGGCAUACUUGGAGGGGGCUACAAACAGUAUUUAGAUAACCGACAGAAUAAUAGAGGGAAAGAAGAUUUAAGUGUUACGAAAAGUUGCGUGUUUGGGUGAAUUGAAAAGGAUUUUUAUAACUCACGAAUAUAACGCGUACAAAACAGGUACAGUCGCGUGACCUAUUGUUGGUUGUCUCUUUCUGUUGCGUAGAAAAUAACGCUAUCACGUACGGUACGUUCCACAGGUAGGUACGAGACGUACCUACCUAUGGAAACUAGAUAGCAACCUAUUUGUUACUACAGAGUUUGUUUCGUCGAAUCUUCCAGCCGGCUGUUAAACCAGUGGUAGAUUUAUUUGUUGACAUUAAUAUAAAAGCCUGUUAGUUUUUUUUUUGUACAGAAAAAUAAAAAAUUUCAUUCAUGUCUGAGUGAAAGAGACGAGUAGCGAUAGGUCAAAGGCCUUCUCAAAUCUUAGUCAUCCACGGCCCGACUAUAGUGUAAAUUGUAAAGUGUUUUGGUGUUAGGUAUUUUGUGUUAAUCACAAUUAAUGAGGUAGAGGUACAAGUUUUAAUGUUCUGUUUGUCAUACAACAUAUAAGAACUUUUUAUAGUUUUGUGUGCACUUGGUAGGUCCCCGUGCCUAUGAUGUAUUUUACAAACAGGGGCGUAGCUACCGCCGUAUAUGCCAUACCAAAUAUACAGGACACCUGGGCCUCAUCGUACGUAAGCAAAAAUUAAUAAAAUCUUUCCAUUUCGUAAAAGUAAAAAAGACAACAUUACCUUAGGACCCCAAAACAAAUUUUUAUAUGGUGCAUCCAAGGCAUGCUACGCUUCUGUUUAUAAAUUAGUACUUGUUUGUGCUCAUAACAAAAGUAUGCCUGGAUACAAGUUCGUUUAGCCAUAAAAUGUGCAUAAUUUUACCAGUGUUAACUGUACAAAAUAUUUAUUAGUAGUUUGUCUAGCAGGGCAGUUCCUAGAUAUUCUAAGUUAUAUUUUGUUAUAUUUACUAAUAUAACAAGGUUUUCGUGUCCUUGUAAAAAUCGAAUUUGAUUUUAGUAAAAACUAUCUUUUAAUUAAUAAUAAUUGGUUAUUUGAUAAAUAAUA
Aricia agestis (brown argus) is the source of this 2292-nucleotide messenger RNA. RefSeq names its product 4-hydroxybenzoate polyprenyltransferase, mitochondrial (gene Coq2). The coding region runs from base 78 to 1307 and encodes 409 amino acids. The transcript is spliced from 7 exons. Gene Ontology annotation, biological process: ubiquinone biosynthetic process. The record is from RefSeq and is a predicted model, not a curated record. NCBI's taxonomy places the organism in Eukaryota, Metazoa, Arthropoda, Insecta, Lepidoptera, Lycaenidae. Gene Ontology annotation, molecular function: prenyltransferase activity. Gene Ontology annotation, cellular component: mitochondrial inner membrane.